Messenger RNA from Ahaetulla prasina, 6635 nucleotides. RefSeq names its product ADAM metallopeptidase with thrombospondin type 1 motif 12 (gene ADAMTS12). Gene Ontology annotation, molecular function: metalloendopeptidase activity. The transcript has 23 exons. The record is from RefSeq and is a predicted model, not a curated record. The coding region runs from base 140 to 4693 and encodes 1517 amino acids. Gene Ontology annotation, biological process: proteolysis; extracellular matrix organization. Gene Ontology annotation, cellular component: extracellular matrix. Lineage: Eukaryota; Metazoa; Chordata; Lepidosauria; Squamata; Colubridae.
UCCCCCUCCCUUUUUUUCUUUGAGCAUUAAUUUUCACCGUCCCUGGCCAUACAAUGUGACUGGGUGCCUUCCUCCCCCCCCCCCACUUAGUCAUUUUUAAAUAAAGGAAGAACCGUUUGGGGUUUCCUGCAUCCAAAACAUGUCAUGCAUCCAAAGAACUUGGAUUGCAAACUUUUCCUUUUGGGUUCACCUCCUUAGUAUCCAGGCAUUUUGCUAUGCUAGAAAUCCUCCGCCCGGGAGAUUUGUCUUCCCAGACCCGAAGCAAGAUCAAUUUGUUAAAGCGCUGGAAGAUUACCAAGUGGUUAACCCAGAAAGAGUUGAUGGAGAUGGACAUUUUCUCUCCUACCAUUUACAUCUCCAUGGGUCAAACUUCAGGGGGAAAAGAGAUUCCAAGAAAAAGGACAGUAAAGCAUAUUAUAAAAUUAGGCACAAAAACAAGGAUCUCUUCUUUGACUUAACUCUUCACCGAGAAUUACUGUCCAAUAAUUAUGUUCUGGAAAAGCGCUACGGCAACUACUUUGGUGCUAAGAUCACUCCAAGCGUAGUGUCAUGUCACCUUCUUGGGACGGUCAUGGAUUCUGAUUCCAGGAACGGAACAGCGGCGAUCAGUACUUGCAAUGGGCUAACUGGUUACUUCCACUUGCCUGAUGGAGACUACUUCAUUGAACCAGUGAAGAAAUAUGAAUCAAGAGAAGGGGCACAUCCACAUCUAAUCUACAAGACAAAUGUCGUCCAGAAGACUCUGCGAAAACAGCAGGACUCCUGGACAGAUAAACAAUGGAAUUGCGGGAUGAAUGAAACAUCAACCUUUUUCAAACAGCAAGAACUUCGAAGGAUGAAGUGGGAAAGGAACCGUGUGAUACCAAGAACAACCUACCGGCGUUCUGUCAGUAAAGAAAGAUGGGUGGAGACUUUGGUGGUUGCUGAUAGUAAAAUGAUUGAAUACCAUGGAAGCGAAAAUGUGGAAUCCUAUAUCCUCACUAUCAUAAAUAUGGUGACAGGAUUAUUCCAUGAUCCAAGCAUUGGCAAUGCGAUCCAUAUUGUGCUCGUUCGGCUUAUUCUUCUUGAAGAAGAGGAGCAAGGACUGAAAAUCACCCACCAUGCAGAUAAGACUUUAGCCAGCUUUUGUAAAUGGCAGAAGAGUAUCAACCCGAAAUUGGAUACAAACCCACUUCACCAUGAUGUAGCUGUACUUCUUACCAGAAAAGAUAUUUGUGCUGGCAUGAAUCAACCGUGUGAAACCUUAGGCUUGUCCCAUCUCUCGGGAAUGUGUCAACCACAUCGGAGCUGUAACAUCAAUGAAGAUUCUGGCCUACCUUUGGCCUUCACGAUUGCCCACGAACUUGGACACAGUUUCGGCAUCCAGCACGAUGGAAAAGAAAAUGACUGUGAACCAGUGGGAAGAAGGCCUUACAUUAUGUCUCGGCAGCUCCAGUAUGACCCCACACCACUCACCUGGUCACGAUGCAGCAAGGAAUACAUCACCCGUUUCUUAGACCAUGGAUGGGGCUUUUGCCUGGAUGAUGUUCCCAAGAAGAAAGAUCUAAAGCCACCAUUCAUUGCACCUGGAGUCAUUUAUGAUGUUCAUCACCAGUGUCAGUUACAGUAUGGACCCAAUGCAACAUUUUGCGAUCAAGUAGACAAUAUUUGCCAGACCUUGUGGUGCUUUGUGAAGGGUUCCUGCCGUUCCAAACUGGAUGCCGCAGCAGAUGGGACAAGAUGUGGGGAGAAUAAGUGGUGCUUCUCAGGUGAAUGUAUAACGGUGGGCAAAAGCCCUGAAGCAAUUAAUGGCGCUUGGGGAUCCUGGUCACCUUGGUCACACUGUACUCGGACAUGUGGAGCUGGCAUUCAGGCAGCUGAAAGACACUGCAAUAACCCAGAACCACAGUUUGGAGGGAAGUAUUGCACCGGGGAGAGAAAGCACUAUCGUAUGUGCAAUGUUAAAAGGUGCCAAAAGUCGACACCAAAUUUCCGUCAAAUGCAGUGCAGUGAGUUUGAUACAGUUGCCUACAAAAAUGAAUUCUACCAGUGGAUUCCAGUUUAUAAUACAGCUAGUCCCUGUGAGCUGCAAUGCCUCCCUACAAACCACCAUUUUUCGGAGAAGAUGUUAGAUGCUGUAAUUGAUGGCACACCUUGCUUUGAAGGAAACAGCUACAGAGACGUCUGCAUUAAUGGCAUGUGUAAGACUGUUGGCUGUGAUUAUGAAAUCAAUUCCAAUGCCACUGAAGAUCAGUGUGGAGUUUGUUUAGGAGAUGGAUCUUCUUGCCAAACAGUGAAGAUAACAUUCAACCAGAGUGAAGGAUUAGGUUACGUUGACAUUGGCCUGAUUCCCAAAGGCGCAAGACACAUCAAAGUGGUCGAAGUGUCAGAAGCAGGCAAUUUCCUUGCGCUUCGCAGCGAAGACCCUCAGAAGUAUUAUCUCAACGGAGGAUUUAUUAUUCAGUGGAAUGGAGAUUACGAAGUGGCGGGAACAAUAUUUCAGUAUGGAAGAAAAGGAGAUUUGGAAAACCUCACUGCUUCCGGACCCACAAAUGAAUCCUUGUGGCUGCAGCUCCUUUUUCAGGAAAACAACCCUGGAAUUAAAUAUGAAUACACUGUCCGCAAAAGCUCAAGCUUGGAAAAUGAAGUGGAGGAGCCUGAAUACUUAUGGAAAUAUGGAAAGUGGACAAGUUGCAGUGUAACUUGUGGCAGUGGGUUUCAGCGACAGAUUGCCCAUUGUGUGAAAAAGGGGAAGAGUAUGGUGAAAAACCUGUUUUGUGACCCAGAAACACAACCCAAGGCAAAACAGAAAAAAUGCAUUGAAAAAGAUUGUCCACCAAGAUGGUGGACAGGGGAAUGGCAGAAAUGUUCUACCACCUGUGGCCCCACAGGGGAAAAGAAGCGCACGGUCCUUUGUAUCCAGAAACUGGGAUUUGAUGAGCAGGCUCUGCCGGUGGAAGAAUGCCAACAUCUGCUAAAACCAAAGACUCGCCUUUCAUGUAAUAGGGACAUCUUGUGCCCAUCUGACUGGACUGUAAGCAACUGGACUGAGUGUACAGUUACCUGCGGUGGAGGAGUACGUACUCGUUACGUCACUUGUACCAAAAACAAUGGGGAACCGUGUGAUGUUUCGAAGAAACCCCAUUCUAAAGCUCUGUGUGGUUUACAGCAAUGCCUAUCCUCUCAAAGACUGCUGACGACUCGUUUCAAGUUCCAUAAUGGAAAGAUUAUUAGAAGAAUAGGGGCUAUUCCCAGAAGAAGCCCUUCAAAAAAAUUGGCCACCCCACAACCAUUACCAAGAAUCCCUUCAACAAUAAUACCCAGGCUCAGACACAUUACUUUGAUACCUACUUCUGUAAGUCUUGUAAAUUCUUCUCCAAAUGAAGACUUGGAAGUAAAAAAGUUGCAAAACAAUUCCAUUGACUCUAGCACACCCAGUAACUACUCCUGUGUAACUAGUGCCAACAGGGCAUUGCAAAACAUCACUAAUGGACCUCUCCUAACUGCUUGGAACAUGUCUUCAGAAGAUAGCUCCGUAAACAAGGAUUCCUUUACCAUUGACCCCAUGUACAAUCCAAAGACUAAUUAUUUAAUGGAAGCAAAUGACACAACACCCAACAGUACCGAGGGAGAAAUAAAAGACUACAUUCAGACUGAAAGACCAACGGAGAGUUUCCUUACAUUCACUACAAGCGAGGUCUCACAAACCUCAUCUACAGAUGAUCAGUCUAAUGAUCUAAACCAAUUUUCUGUUACUCCCACAAGAGGAACUGAAGUUUCAGUGACAACGACAGGUCUCAAAGGCCUUCCUGUACAAAUAAAUUUGCCUGUGACAUCAGAUCCCAUUACAGAACAACCGACGCUAGAGAAUACAUUAGAAGAAAAAUCUGCAAAUGCAACCCCAUCAAAGGCCUCUUUCACUGAAACAUCCCCUUGGGCCACGGAAAGUCCGUUUGUGCGAGACACCACGAUGCCAAAGAACAGUGAGAAUGUUUUCAAAACAAGAUUACUAAAUGACUCUGAUUCAGAAAAAUCCAGAAACCUGCAUAUUAACGCUUAUUGGUUGGUGGGAAACUGGACUGAGUGUUCUACCACAUGUGGUGUUGGGGCCUUUUGGAGAUCAGUAGAAUGCAACACCAAGAAUGAAUCUGAUUGCCAGCACAUAAAAAAACCCGAUCCAGCCAGAAGAUGCCACCUUCGGCCAUGUGCUCAGUGGAGAAUAGGAAAUUGGAGCAAGUGCUCCUCCAGCUGUGGAGGAGGUUUCAAGACCCGCGAUGCACAUUGCAUUGAUGCACGAGAAAAGCGACUCCUGAGGCCAUUCCACUGCCAGGCCGUGCAAAGCCAGCCAGUAUUGAACAUGAGCUGUAACAUGGAUCCAUGCUUCAUGUGGCACACAAAGUCCUGGAAUGAGUGCUCAGCUUCAUGUGGAGGGGGUACUCAGAAAAGAGCAGUGCAGUGUAUCAGGGUGGACGACCCUGCAACCAAGGAGGAGAACGGGUGCGAGCAGGAGACCAAGCCUCCAGAUUCUCAGAAAUGCAACCUACAAAAGUGUCUGAAAAAUACCGGCUCAUCCUGCAGCAAGGACAGACUAUCCGUGAACUUCUGCCAGAGGGUGCGAGAUAUUGGCAAAUGUUCUGCACCCUCAGUGAGAAUUCAGUGCUGUCAAACGUGCAAAAGAUCCUUGGCUGUCAACGCAGUGGACCGUGAGAAUUAACCAAAUCUGAAUCGUUACCCAAAUAAAAACUGAACUUGCUAAGAUGGACUUCGGAAAUAAAGAAAAUUUCCAGCAUGCUCUAUGGACCUAUAAUUUAAACCUUCCCAGAGACACGACAGCCUUUUCAAACAUUGGACUCAUUAUUUUUGAACGUCCUGUAUAUUAUCCUUAUUUUUUUCUGUACCUGUUGGCAGGUCCUUUAAUUUCAUUUUCCUUCUCUGGGUCAUUCCCGGCUCGAUCUUUCUGGCUCAGUUUAAAUAAGGUUUUCUUGCUUUAAUGAAUCAGUUUUUAUGCUGAUUCGGCAAGAAAGCUCUAUUGGAGAUAGAAAAAGAUUUUGAUAUAUCCAGGUUCGGAUUUUAUUCUGUAUUAAAACAGUCAUCUAAGACAGAGGCUCAUUAAUGUACAAGUUAUCAUUGUCAUCCAUUGACUUAAACAUGGUCAUUUUUGAAGCUACAGAUGUAGAACCCUUAGGCUCUCCAGAUAUUUUUUGAAUUUGGCCAGUAUAGCAGGGGUGUCAAACUCGAGUUCAUUGAGAGCUGCAUCAGGGUUGUGUUUGACCUCUGGGGUGGGAGUGGCGUGGCCAGGGAGGGUGUGUCCACUCAACAUCACUUGCGUUGGGAGCAAGGGACAAUGUUUCUUGACACUGCCAUUGAAAAUGGGCUCCUGACCUCUAUUUUAAGCUGCAACGGCUUCCUGUAACCCUCUGCCAACAAAAACAGAGUUUGGAAGGGCAGCCCGUUUUCGCUGUCAGGGGUACCACAGGCCAGUUCUUCACUGUUUCUAGGGUGGCCCUGUGGGCCAGAUCUAAGCACCCCAUGAGCUGGAUCCAGCCCCCGGGCCUUGAGUUUGACACCCCCGGCUUAUCCUAAAAAAAAAAAAAUGAUGGAAGGUUUUCAGACAACACUUUCCCUUCCUAGGAUUCUUCUUCUGAACUUCUAUAUUGUGAAGAAUUGUAAAAAGUUGCUGUGUUUGUGUAUAACAGAUUUAUACCUCUAACUGAAUUAAUCAAUUUUGUUUUUCAAUAUGGUGCUAUUAUACCAUGGUGCUAAAACCAAUAUGGCAUCUAAAACAUUCUUUUUACAGCUGGGUUCAAAGAAGAGACUAAGCCAACGCCAAGUAAAUAAUAUCCAUUGCAAUGGAUGAAUUCAACCAUCACCGUUUAUAGUCCUGGAGUCUUAGCAUGUCAGCCUAGCUAAUUGUGAUAUAAUGAAAAAAAAAAGGUUAAAUAAAUUAUAGCUUAAGGUAGUAGGUGAAACCAGUGUUGCAAACAUGUACACAUUUAUUGUAUAAAUGAAUGGAUGAUGUAAUCUUGAAAUUAUGUUUUAUCAGGGUGUUGCUGUGCAAUGCUGGCUGUAUUGUUUUUUCAAAAUAUUACUUGAUAUAUUUUGUUAAAAAGGCUUUAAUUUGUAAACUACGGAAAGCCGUACAGCCCCUUGCGAUGCUUCAAGUGUGUCUGCUUCUUUGAUGCUGCCAAGGGUUUAAUUGAAUUUCUACAUGAAAAGUGAAUGGCAUUGGUUCGAUGCACAUGAACAAGUGCUUUGAAGGUCAAUAGGUAAAGUCUUUCUGUUCACAGAAAAUGAGCUGCAUCUAGCUAGCCAAAGAUGAGAGCAAUGGGCUUGUCUUCAUCAGAGACGCUUGGUUGCCCAAAGCUAUCAAACAUAGAGGCCUGAAGAUGCACUUGAAAAUGGUCGUAAUCAAAUUCAUAGCAUUAUAGAGUUGGAAGGAAUCGUCUUCCAAUUCAGAUCCCUGCGAUAUUGAAACUAACUGUCCAGUCUUUUCUUAAAAUAGGCAGAUAAAUUGUUCCACCGUUGUACAUUUUCGCUAGACAGGUAGUCCUCGACUUAGCAACGGUUUGUUCAGUGACCGUUUAAAUUUACAACGGUGUUGAAAAAUGUGACUUAUCGGCCGUUUUUCACAGUUACGACUUUUUCAGCAACCCCAU